AAGUGAUUAGCCUCCCCUGAUGAGUUGUCGUUCUUAAAUUGAUUCAACUUCCGGUUAGCAAAGAAUUCCAAGAUGGCGACGAACAAUGAAGUAGAGUGUGACAUAGUUUUUGAACGGUUAUCAGUGCGUGAAUUACGAUUAUAUCUGAAAGAUCGAGGCGAAAAUGUAUCAGGAAAUCGACCUGAAUUGAUCAAAAGAGCCAGGGGGCUCUUGAAAUUAGGAAAGAGGACGCUAAAAGAGAUUGAAAUCUCGGACAACGUAGAUCAUGAUGUUCGUCAAUGUCAAUUGUUUACAACGCCGCUCGGAGAGAAAUUACCCACACCGUCGGAAAUAAAAGAAUGCUGGGAUGAGAAUUUAGAUAAAGUUCCAAAUUUUCGUAAAGAGGACUUGUAUAACUAUUUGGUAUUAAGCAAAUCAAGGACUCAUGACAAGGAAAAUAGGAAUGCCAAGCGUCAAUUGAAAGCUGCAGUGUUUUACGAAGACAGACAUGUGCACGGUGUACGAUACCACCAGAUUACCCCAGAGUGUUCACAUUGCUAUGUCAGAGCAAAGGUUAUACCAUCCCUUCCAACAGACAAUAAGAAAAAAGAUUACGAUGCUUGGGUCUGUCUGGCUAAGAUGUCAGGAAUGGUUCAUUCUGCUGGCUGCAACUGCACUGCUGGAGAGGGCGAAUCAUGCAACCAUGUGGCAGCGCUGCUAUAUGCAUUAGUUGACAUUACAGAUAAACGGAAAGAUGGAACAGGAGCAUCAACCUCAAAACCAUGUAAGUGGAAUAGGCCUCGGAAACGAAAACUCAGUCCUCAGAAGUCGCAAAACAUUACUUUCAAAAAAAUUAAAUAUGAAGAACAGACUACUGAACGUGACCCUAAACACAAGAAACAACUGAAUACAUGUACAAUGGACGGUGUAAAACCACUGAAUCUUCAUUCGCUAUGUCUUAAAUUAAAGAGCUGUGCCCCGAAUGCAGCAUUGCUGCUAAGUAUGGAGACUGGAAAAGAAAUUGUGCAACAAGCAGAGGAUUUAAAACUCCCAAAUUUGCAUACAGUUCCAUAUAUGUAUCAUGACAGUGUAAGCAUAGAGAACCCAGUCUGUAAAGAAGCGUUCCGAAACCAUAUGUCAUCAUUACAUAUAACAAGCGAGGAAUGUGUACGAUUAGAAAAAAUGACAAAAGGUCAAAGCAAGAACGACAUAUGGAUGGAAGCUAGGAUAGGGCGCAUUACAAGUUCUAUGUUUGGGACUGUAUGCAAGAAGAGAGUGGAUACAAAACCUGAUAGUAUCAUAAAAAACAUCAUGAACUAUUCUUCAUUUGAUACUGAAGCUACAAGGUGGGGGAGAAAUCAUGAAGCAGCAGCACGUCGAGUUUACCAGAAUAUCAUUCAGACAUCACAUCCUGGAUUGAAGGUUUUUGGAUCUGGACUUGUUAUUAAUGUAGAUCACCCACAUUUAGGGACAAGUCCUGAUGGUGUUGUGGACUGUUGUGAAAAGUGCCAGGACAGGUGUGGUGUUUUGGAAAUUAAAUGUCCAUACAAACAUAGGAAUGCUUCUGUUUAUGAGGCCUGUCAAGACAAAUCCUUUUGUUGUUCUGUGCUCAAAGGAAAGAUUUCAUUAAAAAAGACACAUUCUUUCUAUUACCAAAUCCAAGGUCAGAUGGCAUUGACUGGACGACAUUGGUGUGACUUCUUUGUUUGGACAUUGAAAGGACAUUAUGUUGAAAGAAUUCCAUUUGAUGCUAGUUUCUGGAAAGAAAUGUCAUCAAAGUUGAAUUUGUUUUACGAACACUAUGUUGUUCCAGAAUUCUUUACAGAGCGUAUUAAACGCGGAAAGGAACUUGUGUGAAUGGAUUCUUCGACUGAUAAUGUGAUUCAUCAAACUGUGUGAAUGGAUUGAUUCAAUCAUUGAAUUCAUAUUGCUUGUGACACUAAGAGUUGAAUUUGAUAAAAAACAGUAAAUAAGACAAUUGAUCCUUCAUUCUUAAUAUGUCAUUUGAAUAUAUUGAGGUCCAUUUAUUAAAUAUAUUCUGAUUUCUAUGUAUGUUUUCAACACAUAAUGUGUUGUUGUUUAGAUUUUGUUUUUAAAUGCUGGAAAUAAAAGUUGGUAUGUCCUAAUGUGUGCUUUUAUCUUGCAUGAAAUCCAACAUUCAUCUUUAUAUCAUAGGGUUUUAACCUGAUAGCAUACACAGAUGGCCAAAUAAAAAAAGUAUGUGUUAAACGCAGGUUUUGCCAGGUUUAGUCUUGAAAUGUGGGAUUCCAU
Molecule: messenger RNA, 2250 nt
Organism: Dreissena polymorpha
Lineage: Eukaryota; Metazoa; Mollusca; Bivalvia; Myida; Dreissenidae
Exons: 2
Coding region: 73-1836 (587 amino acids)
Molecular function (GO): zinc ion binding
Source: RefSeq, a predicted model, not a curated record